Venustampulla echinocandica is the source of this 3390-nucleotide messenger RNA. RefSeq names its product DNA polymeras-like protein gamma. The transcript is spliced from 2 exons. NCBI's taxonomy places the organism in Eukaryota, Fungi, Ascomycota, Leotiomycetes, Helotiales, Pleuroascaceae. Gene Ontology annotation, biological process: mitochondrial DNA replication. Gene Ontology annotation, cellular component: gamma DNA polymerase complex; mitochondrion. The record is from RefSeq and is a predicted model, not a curated record. The coding region runs from base 1 to 3390 and encodes 1129 amino acids. Gene Ontology annotation, molecular function: DNA-directed DNA polymerase activity; DNA binding; 3'-5' exonuclease activity.
AUGCUCCUUUCAGUGCGAGCUGGUUGUCAAAGGAGGCCAUGCGCGAGCUUUGUGCGCCUUGCAAAGCACCGCGCGCACCGACGGGACUCUUCGAAAAUAUUGGUGCAAUGGCGAUUAUAUGCGACUGGGUCCGGUGCACCGGAGAGUAAAGGCUCAAGAAGCUCACAGGCCCGGUUUAAUGAAAUAGGGGUUCAGCAACUUAGCAGUCAUGUCUAUUCACAGAUCUUCCUUGGUAAUACGGCCCCUCCUCCUAAACAGCUCGUAGACCUCUCCAAGGACCAUCUGCAGCGACAUCAGUUAUUAGGGAAGAACACAGACACCACUCCGCCGAUUUCGUUUGAUCUCCCCAAGCUUCAGGGAAAAACUCUCGACGAACACUUCUACAAACUGGGCGUUGAUGCUGCAGAACCGUAUCUUUCGCAGGCCACCCAAUUUACAAGAGCGAAUGCCCCCCCAAAACCCCGGAAAUGGGUCCGGAGAAGCGGGUGGACAAAAUAUUAUGGCGAUGGCCGUUCCGAGGCUGUCGAUGCCCCCGAGGAGGAUAUGUUGUGUUUUGAUACAGAAGUCAUGUGGAAGGAGAGCUCUUUUGCUGUGAUGGCAUGUGCGGUCAGUCCGACGCACUGGUAUGCCUGGUUAUCGCCAUGGCUACUGGGAGAGACAGAGAACGACCGGCAACUUAUACCACUCGGAGAUCCCAAUCGUCCCCGGAUUGUAAUCGGCCAUAAUGUUGGCUACGAUCGAGCGCGGAUUGCGGAAGAGUACGAUAUACAUCAGUCGAAAACCAGCUUCCUGGACACUAUGUCGUUACAUGUGGCUGUUAAUGGGAUGUGCUCUCGCCAGAGGCCAACAUGGAUGAAACAUAGGAAAAAUCGAGAAUUGAGGGAUAAAAUUGCUAGCGAGACAGACAAUGUUGAGUUGGCCAACUUACUCGGAAACAAGGCACUGACGGAGGAGGAAGAGGAGCUAUGGGUUGGACGAAGUUCUAUUAAUUCUUUACGGGACGUGGCCAAGUUCCACCUGGACAUCACUAUCGACAAGGCACAGCGAGACCAAUUCGGAGAGCUCGACCGAGCCGGUGUGCGAGAUAAGCUGGAUGAGUUACUGGAUUAUUGUGCUGCGGACGUGGCGGUCACCCAUAGGGUUUAUAAGAUUGUAUUCCCGAACUUUUUGGAGACCUGUCCGCAUCCUGUCAGUUUCGCAGCACUGCGUCACCUUGCCUCUGUUAUUUUACCUGUGGAUAAGUCAUGGGAAUCAUACAUCGCAAAUUCGGAGGCGACAUAUCUCAAAUUAUCGGAUGCUGUCCAGGAAAGACUCAUUACCUUGAUGGAAAAGGCCCUCCUGCUAAAAGCCGACUCCGAGAAAUGGAGUAAUGAUCCAUGGCUGAAGCAGCUGGAUUGGUCGGGUCAGGAAAUCAAAAUGGUCAAAGGCAAGAAGAAAAAUGACCCCCCUCGGCCCGCUGCCCGGCAGAAACUACCUGGAAUGCCUCAGUGGUACAAGGACCUUUUCCCCAAGAAAGACGGACCAAUUAACAUAUCUGUGCGGACUCGCAUUGCCCCCCUACUGCUACGAUUAUCGUGGGAUGGGCACCCUCUAGUUUGGUCGGAUAAGUAUGGGUGGACUUUCAGAGUGCCACUUCCAGAGGCCCAUAAGUACAAGGAGAAGCAGAUGCAAGAAUGUACGGCUUUUGAAGAGAAGGAUAUUUCACUGCGGGAUGACCGGAGUGGCGCUUAUUUCAAGCUGCCUCACAAAGAUGGACCAACUGCUCGUUGUGCUAAUCCCAUGGCGAAGGGCUACAUGGCCUACUUCGAGAAGGGAAUUCUUUCGUCUGAGUUUCCGUAUGCUAAGGAGGCACUCGAGAUGAAUGCUUCCUGCUCAUACUGGAUCAGUGCCAGAGAUCGGAUCAAGUCUCAGAUGGUUGUCUACGAGAGUGAUUACGCCAAAAGCCCACAUAAAAAUAAGGGAGCGGUAGAGACUGGCUAUAUCCUGCCGCAAGUCAUUCCAAUGGGGACAGUCACCAGACGGGCAGUCGAAAACACAUGGCUUACAGCAAGUAAUGCCAAAGCUAAUCGUGUCGGAUCCGAGCUCAAAUCGAUGGUUAAAGCUCCGCCUGGAUACUGCUUCGUGGGCGCAGAUGUGGACUCAGAAGAACUCUGGAUUGCCAGUCUUGUUGGCGAUUCGCAAUUUAAUCUCCAUGGAGGCAAUGCGGUUGGGUUCAUGACCUUGGAGGGGACGAAAGCAGCCGGGACAGACCUGCAUUCUCGGACAGCAGCGAUCCUCGGAAUAACGAGAAACGAUGCCAAAGUAUUUAAUUACGGUCGUAUUUACGGAGCUGGCCUCAAAUUUGCGUCUACUCUACUUAGGCAAUUCAAUCCCAAUCUUUCGGAGGCGGAGACGACAAAAGUUGCUUCCGCACUAUACCGCGAGACAAAAGGUGCGAAAACAAAUAGGAAAGUUCUACAUAAAAGACCUUUCUGGCGAGGUGGAACGGAGAGUUUCGUGUUCAACAAACUGGAAGAGUUUGCUGAGCAAGAGCGACCGCGUACGCCAGUCCUUGGAGCUGGUAUUACUGAAGCUCUGAUGAGUCGAUUCGUCAACCAAGGGGCGUUUAUGACUUCGAGAAUUAACUGGGCGAUUCAGUCCUCGGGUGUCGAUUAUUUGCACCUCCUUAUCGUCGCCAUGGACUACUUGAUCCGUCUGUAUAAUAUCGACGCACGAUUGGCAAUUACGGUGCACGACGAGAUCAGGUAUCUAGUGCGCGACGAAGACAAGUACAGAGCAGCAAUGGCGUUACAAAUCUCCAACGUUUGGACACGUGCAAUGUUCUCCCAACAAGUGGGGAUUAACGAUCUCCCUCAAUCCUGUGCCUAUUUCUCAGCCGUCGACAUCGACCACGUUCUCCGCAAGGAAGUAGAUAUGGACUGCGUUACGCCCUCUCAUCCUGAGAAAAUCCCGCAUGGCGAAUCCCUAGAUAUAACAACCCUCCUCACCAACCCAGCAUCCUACCUUGACCCAAACAUCAUCCCAACCGACCCUCCAAACCUCACCGCAAUCCCCUACUCGCCUCGCGUCCCGGUCAUGGAAACCCUCAAAUCCAAUACCGACAUCAGCUUCCUCAAAGCUCAAAUCACAGCCGAUGACAAAGAACUCCGCGAUAUCCUCAAAGAACAACGCAAGUCCGCAGAAGCCGACGCCCCGCCUAAGAAACGCACCACUAUAAAAUCUACGCGUACACUCCAGCCAUAUCAAGCUCACCCCCAGAUGAUGGAGCAACCUUUGGUUUCGGAUUUGCUGGGUAACAAGUUCAAGCAAAGCUACGAGAGCUCGCGGCAGAAGAACUGGGGUUGGGAGAGACAGACCAAUGCUAGGACGAGACCUACGACAAGAUGGUAA